Messenger RNA from Moneuplotes crassus, 2196 nucleotides. The record is from the annotation of a GenBank genome assembly. Lineage: Eukaryota; Ciliophora; Spirotrichea; Euplotida; Euplotidae.
AACAUAUAAAAAUUAAAUUUCUCUGCCAUGACAGACGCUUUUACAUAUCAGAAGACGAGAGAGGAGUUCGGAAGACAGCCGAAUUUCAAGGACACAGAGACGAAGAUCAUCGGUUACAUUGAGCCGGAUGAUAAUAUUAGGAAAGAGUAUUCUCUCCAAGAUCCCAAAGAACUUGUGUUAGACAAUAUCCCUAAGUUCUCUGAACAUGGAGUCAACACUGAAAGAGUUGCAACUAAGAAUAAGGGUAUGAAGCAUGUGGAGGGAGGAUGGCCUGAUGGUAUUGACCCUACAGAACCAGCUGAGGUUGCUAGAUAUGCCAAGAAGAUGGAAAGAGAUCCAAAUAUUGGCUUCUCGCAAGCUGUGAGAGAGACCUCUAAGGUCGCUAUUGACUGCAUCAAGCAAAAUAAUGAGAUCGAUCAGUUUGAAGAGUAUUUCCCAGGUGAGAUCCCUGACCACCAGUCUGAGAACAUUAGCACCAAGACGCUGAUGCUGUUCAAGGACCCGAACAAAGUUCAAAGAGCUAUUUCCAGGAUCACUUGGCACCCAGACCAGUCUGAAUUGAAAAUCGCCGCCUGUUAUUCAAUUUUGAGGUUCCAGCAAAUGCCCAAGCACAUGCCUUUGGAGUCGUAUAUUUGGAAUUUGUCAAACCCAAAUGAGCCUGACACCACUCUGGUACCUCCAUCAGCCUUGUGCACAAUUGCUUUCAACCACAAGAACUCGGAUAUAUUGGUAGGAGGGUCAUACAAUGGCUCAUUGUCAUUCUUUGAUUUACGUGAAGGUAACUCAGAUGGUAAAUGCUACCCAACAUCGACAACAGUUUUGGAGAAGUCUCAUCACGAUCCUGUCUAUGAUAUUUACUGGUUGACUCAUUCCAAGCUCGGUGAUGAGCUUGUGUCUACUUCUACAGAUGGAAGACUUCUAUGGUGGGACAAAAAGAAACUUAGCGAACCGGUCGACGAGCUCAUUGUCAAAGAAGCAAUUCACGGAAACGAAGAAGAAAAAGUCCUCGGCUGCACGAGAAUCGAGUAUAACCAAGAGCCUUCUCCGUUGAAAUACUUAGCAGGAACAGAGCAAGGAUAUAUCUUCUUGGCCAAUAAGAGACAAGGCAAAACCACAGAGAUUAUGCAGAGAUUUGGUGUUACCUCUGGCAAGCACCACGGGCCUAUUUAUGCUUUGCAAAGAAACCCAUUUGCGCCUAAGUUCUUCAUGAGUGUCGGUGACUGGACUGCAAAAGUGUGGUCUGAGGAUCUCAGAACUCCAAUCAUGCAGACAAAGUACCAUGAUUCCUACCUGACAGACGGGUGCUGGAGCCCUCAGAGGCCAGGAAUCUUCUACCUCACCCGGAUGGACGGAUUCAUUGACAUUUGGGACUUUUAUUACAGGCAGAACGAAGUUGCUUAUUCCCAGAAAGUGUCAGAUAACCCUCUGACUUGCAUCUCGAUCAAUGGCUCGAGGGCGGCUCUCGGAGACAGUGUUGGCUCAAUCACACUUAUGUCUCUGUGCAAGAGCCUCUAUGAGCCCCAGCAAGGAGAGAAAGAAGAAAUGAUUAAAAUCUUCGAAAGAGAAGCUGCCAGAGAGAAAAACCUUGAAAUUGCAAAGAAACUCGCUGACAGCAAGAAGCCUGCAAAGCAAACUUCUGAGGACUUGGAAGAGAAAAGAAGGAAGGAACUCGAAGCUGAACUCCUCGACAUUGAAGAGAAGUUCUACCAGACUGUGGGCAUGCAAGGAGGUGAUGGUCUCGGAGCUGCAGAGCCUGACAGGGAAGAGCGUAAAGACGAACAGGAUUACAGAGAACCUGAGCCUGAACCUGAGCCAGAACCCGAGCCUGAGCCAGAACCAGUCAAGGAGCCGUCCGAGAAACAGCCGUCCGAGAAACAGCCAUCUGAGAAGCAGCCAUCCGAGAAAGCUCCAUCUGAGAAAGCUGUUUCUGAGAAAGCUGUUUCUGAGAAACCAUCUGAGAAAGCAGCUUCGGAGAAGCCAGACGAUAAAGAGCCAUCAGACCAUGAAGAAGACAAAGAGCAAUCUGAAAAGCCAGAGGAGGAGGAGCCAUCUGAAAAGAAUGAUGCCCCUGAAGGAAGCCAUCAUUCAGAGAAAGACAAAGAUGAUAAGGAUCCCUCAGAGAAGAGUGGAGAUGCUGGAGCAAAGGAUGACGAUAAAAAGUCAGACAAGAAGGAAGGAGAGGGAAAUAAAGAGUAG